Messenger RNA from Capra hircus (goat), 1633 nucleotides. It is a transcript of the gene RAX, whose product is annotated as retina and anterior neural fold homeobox. The transcript has 3 exons. Bases 1 to 1053 code for a protein of 350 amino acids. Gene Ontology annotation, molecular function: RNA polymerase II cis-regulatory region sequence-specific DNA binding; DNA-binding transcription factor activity, RNA polymerase II-specific. NCBI's taxonomy places the organism in Eukaryota, Metazoa, Chordata, Mammalia, Artiodactyla, Bovidae. The record is from RefSeq and is a predicted model, not a curated record. Gene Ontology annotation, biological process: positive regulation of transcription by RNA polymerase II.
AUGCACCUGCCGGGCUGCGCCCCAGCCAUGGCCGACGGCAGCUUCUCGCUCGCCGGCCACCUGCUCCGCAGCCCCGGCGGGAGCACCUCGCGGCUGCACAGCAUCGAAGCCAUCCUGGGAUUUACCAAGGACGACGGGGUCCUCGGAUCCUUCCCGGAGGAGCGGGCAGCCCGGGGCACCAAGGAGCGGGAUAGGAGGCCGGGCGCGCGGCCCGCCGGUCCCAAGGCCCCUGCCGGAGGCGCCGAACCGUCUCCGCCGCCCGCCCCGGCGCCAACCCCGGAAUACGAAGCCCCCCGCCCCUACUGCCCCAAGGAGACCGGGGAGCCUCGACCCAGCCCUGGGCUUCCUGGAGGACCGUCCGCCCCCGGCGACUCGAAGCUGUCGGAGGAGGAGCAGCCCAAAAAGAAGCAUCGACGGAACCGCACGACCUUCACCACGUACCAGCUGCACGAGCUGGAGCGCGCGUUCGAGAAGUCGCACUACCCCGACGUGUACAGCCGCGAGGAGCUGGCGGGCAAAGUCAACUUACCCGAGGUCCGAGUCCAGGUGUGGUUCCAGAACCGACGCGCCAAGUGGCGGCGGCAGGAGAAGCUGGAGGUGUCGUCCAUGAAGCUCCAGGACUCUCCCCUGCUCUCCUUCAGCCGCUCCCCGCCCGCCGCGGCCCUGGCGCCCCUCGGGGCGGGCCCCGGGGGCGGCGGCGGCGGGCCGGGGGGGGGCGCCCUGCCGCUCGAGUCGUGGCUCGGGCCGCCGCUGCCGGCCGGGGGCGCCACGGCGCUGCAGAGCCUGCCGGGCUUCGGGCCGCCGGCGCAGAGCCUGCCCGCCAGCUACACGCCGCCGCCGCCGCCCUUCCUGAACUCCCCGCCGCUCGGCCCCGGCCUGCAGCCCCUCGGGCCGCCGCCGCCGCCGCCGCCGCCCGCCUACCCGUGCGGGCCCGGCUUCGGGGACAAGUUCCCGCUGGACGAGGCGGACCCGCGCAACAGCAGCAUCGCAGCGCUGCGCCUGAAGGCCAAGGAGCACAUCCAGGCCAUCGGGAAGCCGUGGCAGGCCCUCUAGGGGCCCCGGGGACCCGAUCGGGCCAGACGCCGUCCCGGGAGCCGACCCUGAGCCGCAGGCGCGCGCACCCCUUUUCCCUGGGUUCCCCGGGCUCGGCCCCUCCUGCCCAGCGCCACCGGAACAGCCGGGUCCAGGUCGGGCAUCUGCGCCUGGGUCGCCCCGGAGGGCUGACUCCCAGGCCAGUCGAGGCCCUCUGGCCACCCCUACGUCCCCACGGACCCCUGGCCUCGCUGCUGGACGGAGACAGGUGGCCACGUUGCCCCCACCCGGCGGGCCCCGGAGCCUCCAGUUUCAAGGAACUCGAAGCCUCUGACCUCGGCCCCUCCAGGGCGGCGUGGCAACCCGGAACAAGGACGACUGGGAGGAAGGGGAGACGGAGAAAGUGUGAGGGACUGUUUGUAAUAAGUAGCUUCAAAGAAUUGAGGUGGGGCGGAGAAUUAAAGAUUGACCUGUUUUGGUUUGACUGGUUCAGCGCUCUCAGGACUGCGGGGGCGCGGAGGAAGCUGCGUGUAUGAAUGCGGGUUUUGGCGGCGCUCGGGUGAUGGAUCGGGUGUUGCCGGAAAAGCAGUUGGCUGCGGAG